AGAGAGAGAAGAGAGAGAGAGCGAGAGAGAGAGAGAGAGAGAGAGAGAGAGAGAGAGAGAGAGAAGAGAGAGAGAGAGAGAGAGAGAGGGCACCAAGAACAACAACAGCACUUUGAAGGUCAAGUUCAACAGCAACAUUCUGAACAACAUCAGGAACAACAGCAGCAUUUUGAACAACAGGUACAGCAAGAACAAAUACAUCAACAACAAGCACAGCAAGAACAACAGGUACAACAAGAACAGCAUCAACAGCAGGAACAACAGCAGCAUUUUGAACAACAGGUACAACAAGAACAGCAACAUGAACAACAGGUACAGCAAGAACAAAUACAUCAACAACAAGCACAGCAAGAACAACAGGUACAACAAGAACAGCAACAUGAACAACAGGUACAGCAAGAACAAAUACAUCAACAACAAGCACAGCAAGAACAACAGGUACAACAAGAACAACAACAGCAUUUUGAGGAGCAAGUUCAACAGCAACAUUCUGAACAACAUCAGGAACAACAGCAACAUCUUGAACAACAGGUACAACAAGAACAAAUACAUCAACAACAAGCACAGCAAGAACAACAGGUACAAGAACAACAACAGCAUUUUGAGGAGCAAGUUCAACAGCAACAUUCUGAACAACAUCAGGAACAACAGCAGCAUUUUGAACAACAGGUACAACAAGAACAACAACAGCAUUUUGAGGAGCAAGUUCAACAGCAACAUUCUGAACAACAUCAGGAACAACAGCAGCAUUUUGAACAACAGGUACAACAAGAACAACAACAGCAUUUUGAGGAGCAAGUUCAACAGCAACAUUCUGAACAACAUCAGGAACAACAGCAGCAUUUUGAACAACAGGUACAACAAGAACAACAACAGCAUUUUGAGGAGCAAGUUCAACAGCAACAUUCUGAACAACAUCAGGAACAACAGCAGCAUUUUGAACAACAGGUACAGCAAGAACAAAUACAUCAACAACAAGCACAGCAAGAACAACAGGUACAACAAGAACAACAACAGCAUUUUGAGGAGCAAGUUCAACAGCAACAUUCUGAACAACAUCAGGAACAACAGCAGCAUUUUGAACAACAGGUACAGCAAGAACAAAUACAUCAACAACAAGCACAGCAAGAACAACAGGUACAACAAGAACAACAACAGCAUUUUGAGGAGCAAGUUCAACAGCAACAUUCUGAACAACAUCAGGAACAACAGCAGCAUUUUGAACAACAGGUACAGCAAGAACAAAUACAUCAACAACAAGCACAGCAAGAACAACAGGUACAAGAACAACAACAGCAUUUUGAGGAGCAAGUUCAACAGCAACAUUCUGAACAACAUCAGGAACAACAGCAGCAUUUUGAACAACAGGUACAGCAAGAACAAAUACAUCAACAACAAGCACAGCAAGAACAACAGGUACAACAAGAACAACAACAGCAUUUUGAGGAGCAAGUUCAACAGCAACAUUCUGAACAACAUCAGGAACAACAGCAGCAUUUUGAACAACAGGUACAGCAAGAACAAAUACAUCAACAACAAGCACAGCAAGAACAACAGGUACAACAAGAACAACAACAGCAUUUUGAGGAGCAAGUUCAACAGCAACAUUCUGAACAACAUCAGGAACAACAGCAGCAUUUUGAACAACAGGUACAACAAGAACAACAACAGCAUUUUGAGGAGCAAGUUCAACAGCAACAUUCUGAACAACAUCAGGAACAACAGCAGCAUUUUGAACAACAGGUACAACAAGAACAACAACAGCAUUUUGAGGAGCAAGUUCAACAGCAACAUUCUGAACAACAUCAGGAACAACAGCAGCAUUUUGAACAACAGGUACAGCAAGAACAAAUACAUCAACAACAAGCACAGCAAGAACAACAGGUACAACAAGAACAGCAACAUGAACAACAGGUACAGCAAGAACAAAUACAUCAACAACAAGCACAGCAAGAACAACAGGUACAACAAGAACAGCAACAUGAACAACAGGUACAGCAAGAACAAAUACAUCAACAACAAGCACAGCAAGAACAACAGGUACAACAAGAACAGCAACAUGAACAACAGGUACAGCAAGAACAAAUACAUCAACAACAAGCACAGCAAGAACAACAGGUACAACAAGAACAGCAACAUGAACAACAGGUACAACAAGAACAGCAACAUGAACAACAGGUACAGCAAGAACAAAUACAUCAACAACAAGCACAGCAAGAACAACAGGUACAACAAGAACAGCAACAUGAACAACAGGUACAGCAAGAACAAAGACUCCUGGACGAACACCUGGCCGAGAUGCCUCACCUGGACCCCAGAAACAUGUCGCCGUCGGAGAAGCAAUACCACCUGUUCCUGGCGCACGACUACAAUCAGGACCUGCACCUUGAUGGGGUGGAAAUCAUGCAGUCGAUUUUCCAUGAUGAUUCGAGCGAGAUCUACGCAGACGAGGUACUGGCCCAGAAGAUCGACUACCUCCUGGACCACUUUGACCGCGAUCGGGACGGCAAGCUCUCGUUUCCCGAAUUCAUGAUGUCAGACGCGAGAUUCACCGCCGUGUAGUUGAUGUCAUGGCUUGUCAUUAUCUGCGAUCUGUUUCUUUUCUUUUUUUUAAUUGUUCAUUUGUUUUAUUUAUUUGUUAUCAUUAUUGUUAUUGUUGUUUGUUAUUGUUAUUAUGAUUGUUCAUAUUA
Molecule: messenger RNA, 2690 nt
Organism: Penaeus indicus
Lineage: Eukaryota; Metazoa; Arthropoda; Malacostraca; Decapoda; Penaeidae
Product: trichohyalin-like
Exons: 9
Molecular function (GO): calcium ion binding
Source: RefSeq, a predicted model, not a curated record